Messenger RNA from Gryllus bimaculatus (two-spotted cricket), 1795 nucleotides. The record is from the annotation of a GenBank genome assembly. NCBI's taxonomy places the organism in Eukaryota, Metazoa, Arthropoda, Insecta, Orthoptera, Gryllidae.
AGCUUCCGAUUGCAUGACAUCGCAACUGCUGAUUUACAUUGAGUGCACACUUAAAUAAAUCUUACUAUAUUUUAUCAGAAAUCGCAAAUGGCGCUAGUGUCGCCCAAGAGCUAUCAACAACGCAGCGCUACGCGCACUAUUUGAAUACUUGCUUGUGCUUCGUGCUUGCAUUCUGAUCCAGAAGCCUGUACAAUGUAGAGAAAAUACGUCCAUAGUUUAUUAUGCAUCAUUUAGAAAUAUAUUGACUAUGGCGAGUAAACAAAUUUGUGGUCCACAACCCAAACCAGAGAGUAUUAACUGCUUAAAGGAAAUUGAUUGCAAGCAAGGUGCCAUUCGAGCAGUGAGAUUCAAUGUUGAUGGCUCUUAUUGCCUUACUGCUGGUGCAGAUAAAUCUGUGAAAUUAUGGAAUCCUUACCGAUCUCUUUUACUUAAGUCAUAUGCAGGACAUGGGCAAGAUGUAUUGGAUGUUCACAGCUCUUGUGAUAAUAGCCAGAUGGUUUCAGCUGGGGCUGACCGCAGCAUUCUCUUAUGGGAUGUGAGCACUGGAAAAAUUUUGCGACGAUGGAGAGGCCACGCUGCAGCUGCUACAGCAGUUCGUUUCUGUGAAACUGGAGCUUGUGCUGUCUCUGGUGGGCGAGACAAUGCAGUGCGUGUGUGGGAUACGAGAGCAUAUGGUCUGAAACCGAUGCAAGAAAUAAAUCAGGCGACUGAUGCAAUCACCAGUGUUAGAGUUUACGAAUAUGAGAUUCUAACAGCAUCAGUUGAUUGCAAAGUCCGCUUGUAUGAUGUACGUGUUGGAAAACUUACAUCUGAUUUUGUUGGAGCCCCAAUUACUUGUGCAAAUCUUACAAAUGAUGGGCAAGGUCUUCUGAUGAGCCGAAGUGAUGAUCUUGUUCUCCUUUUGUGUAAGGAUUCUGGCGAACUAUUAGCAGAGUAUUCAGGCCAUAAAUCUGGAGACUGUGUUUUAGAAAGUUGUGUUGAUGCAAAUGACUCUCGUGUUAUAUCAGGAUCUGCUUGUGGAAACAUCUGGAUAUGGAGCAUGGUGGAGGACCCUGAGAAAAAACCUAUAAAAUUACUUCAUAACUCGGCUUAUGCUGUAUGUUCUGUUGCUGCUCAUCCUACACAAAUUGGAAUUCUCCUUUCAGCCAGUGGUCGCACGAUAAAACUGUGGGGAGAUGGUUCAAAACAGGAAGAUGAUUUGUAAUGCAAAAAGUUUUGAUAUUUCCAUAUUGAGAUAGCUGAUGAACAGUUCAAGUUUUAAAGCAAUGUAGGCACUGGCGGUAGGAUGCACAAUUAGAAUUAUCUUCCAGGCUGGACGGCCAUAGUCUAGUAGAAAUCAUAUUUCCAGAAGUUUUGUCUACAUCUGCGGUGGACAUCAGUGGCGGAGUAGUCGUGGACAUCCUCCUCAGCAACUUGCAGGUGACUCGACUCAAGUAUUGCAGACAAUACAUCUUGAACAAUGAUUUCCACUACACCAUGGCUGUCCGGCCUGGAAUAGAAUUCUAAUAGUUCAACUGUUUACAAAUAUUACUAAAAGUUGUCAAAAUAUUGCAGUUUCUGAUAUAAUUUUUGCAUUGUAUUAAAAAUUUAGAGCAUCAGUUAUAAGACUAUUUUAUUUAUAUGUAUAAUGACAUUUUAUUAAAAUACAAAACACUAUCAGUAACCCGUCAAAAUGAUGGGAUGAAAUAAUUCUCAUACUAACACUCAUAUAACCUUUGACAAAUUAGGGUUCUUAAAAAACACACUUAGUUGAAAGUUUGACCUCUGCUACACAAAAUCACAAGACCCGUGAAUC